This is a messenger RNA of Melanaphis sacchari, 6666 nucleotides long. RefSeq names its product protein stoned-B-like. NCBI's taxonomy places the organism in Eukaryota, Metazoa, Arthropoda, Insecta, Hemiptera, Aphididae. Gene Ontology annotation, molecular function: clathrin-cargo adaptor activity. The record is from RefSeq and is a predicted model, not a curated record. Gene Ontology annotation, cellular component: synaptic vesicle; AP-2 adaptor complex. Gene Ontology annotation, biological process: synaptic vesicle endocytosis; regulation of endocytosis; intracellular protein transport.
UCGUCGGGAAAACCGGGCAGUGUGCGCGAUAAAAUUCACGGUGUUCCCUCGUCCAAGCUCGUCGCCGUCGUCCGCGCUCGACAACCGUCGCGCGCAACGUUCCCCAUUUCGUAUAGAGGUGUUCACUGACGGCCGUCUUCCGCGAGUCUCUUAUCGUAGUAAGGCGUCGACGUUGGGUUUCACGUUUACGAUAAUUUUCGACCCCACCGUCGCCAUCCCCGACGAGGCGUCGUUUUCGAGUUUCGACGUCGUUUUUGGGUUUGUUGUUACCUAUUUUUUUUUUAUUUUUUUUUUUUUUUUGCCACUUCGCGAGACCCAAUGUCGUUGGGUCGAGUUCAGUCCACCGCAAAUGCCACGGCACAAAAUCAUCAACCAAUCACUUAUAGAACAUGCUGAAAAUACACAAGGGACUAAAAAAAAAGAAGAAAAAUAAGAAAAAUAAACAUAAAGAAGAAGAACUUUUCAACGAAGAAGAACUUGAAAAAUAUCGUCGAGAACAUCAAGCGGGUAAAGUAGCCGAAAGUGAAAUAGACGGCCAAGAAGAGUGGCAGAAAUUUAAAGCAAUUACUGCUGGAAUCGAUGAUGUCUUAAAAAAAACACAAGGUGAUCUUGAUCGUAUCAAAACAAACAGUUUCUUUCAAAGAAAACCUACACAGACUGAACUCAAAGCUGUCGAAGAUAAACUAGAAGCGGAAAAAAAGGCAAGAAUAUUAGAAGAAGCCCGCCUAAAAGCUGAAGCGGAGGCUCUAACUGCCGCUAAAGCAGCAGAAGAAGCAGCGGCUUGUGCGCCAGCUGAAGAAGAGUCGUCAUCAGAAGAUUCAGAAAAUGGUGAUGAUAUAUUUGACACUUCUUACGUCGAUGUUAUAACAAGUGGAGAAGUAAAACUUGCGUACAUUCCAGAAAGUCCAACUGAAGAAAGUACAGAAUUUGAUCCAUUUGAUACAUCUAUAGUAGACAAAGUUAUCCAACCUAAUCCAUCUAAGAAAAACAAAAGAUAUAUAAGUCUUGGAUGUGCGGUUGAAGUUCUUUCCGGAAAGGAAGUUGAUAUAAAUCCCGAGGUAUUCAGGUCAACUGCUGUACGUAAAAGACCUAAACCUGUAAAUUUAUUAUUGGAGAGUUUUGACGAGAGCAGUUCAAUCGCAAAACUUGCUGAUGUCAAACCAAUAAAAACAUUGCUUGACGACGAUCCAGAUUUACCAACUGACGCAUUACCGUUAACAAUUGUCACUCCUAUUGAGAUAAAACCUCAGCAAAUUAAAAAAGAAAAUACCAAAACUCCCGAACAAGAUAUCAGUCAAAUUAUUAACGAGUUUGAUUCACCACUUAUUUUAUCUGAAACAGUCAAUACACAAUUACAGCUUGAUGACGAUAUUGAUGAUGAGUUUGCUGCAUUAGCUGCUGAAUCAUUGUCAAAAUCUCCUUUACCCGAGGACGUUGAUCCUUUUGAUACGUCAUUUGCAGAUCAUCUUGUGCCUACAAUCAACAAUCUCAAAAUUGAAAGUGAACAAUCCAAUCCACAAGCUGACGAUAAGGUAGCGGAAAAAGAUUUUUUUGAUACUGUCAGACCAUUAAGUCUUGAACAUAGAGAUUUAUUGGGUGGAAGUACAACUGAUUUAUCAGUUAUUGGACAUAAUCCGAUUAAACCCCAUAAUCCGGCAUCUGAAACUACCCACAUUGAUCCAUUUGAUACAUCUAUUGCAGAAAGCUUAUUACCUGGAAAAGGAGAAUUAAAAUUACUUGAAAAAGAAUUAUUAGAAGAUUCUAAAACUAUUUGUAAAAAAAUAAUUAUUGAAGAAGACGACGAUUUUGAUCCAAGAGCUGAGGAUAUUGCUCGACCAGCUGAACUUAAUCUAAAAGAGAAGAGAAUUAGUAUACCAAAAGUAACAUUUGCCUUAGAAAAGGAUUUGUUGACUGACGACCAUCACGGUGAAUUGCAUGUAGCAAAACCGUUGACUCCGUAUUACCCACAGGACCAACCAAACGAAGACAGUUUUGAAAUCGAUCCAUUUGAUACAUCAUAUGUGAAACACGCACCGGGAGAAGUAGAAUUAAAAUUAUUAGAAAGCGAAUUAGUAGAAACUGAGCCCAAAAGUACAGAUAUACUGACUGAAGAAGAAUUCAUACCUCAUAUUCUUCAUACACCUGUUGAACCAGAAAUUGCUGUUCCCGAAGAAAUUGAUCCUUUUGACACUUCAUUUGCAAACGACGCUGUGCCAAGUCAAACAGAAAUAAAAUUAUUAGAAUCUGAAUUUAUACAUAAUAACAUGGCUAACCCAUUUUUAUUUGAUGACACAACAUCUAACUUCACCGAAAGUAAUAAUACUUUUAAUCCAUUCUUAACUAAUACAUCAACUGAACCAGAAUCUCAUAAUGAUAAUCCUUUCUUUUCAACAUUUGGUGCAUCAAACGCCAUUCCAGACACUACAAAUCCCUUUUUGGCGUUCACACAAAAUCCUGAACCAGCUCAGUCAGUGGUUGAUCUUUUGAAUAUUAAUGACACUUCCCAAACUACUGUACAAGAUGAUGCAUCCAAAAUGAAACCGCCUCCACCGAGACCAGCUCCGCCAAAAAGACCACCACCAAGACCUACACCACCACCUCCACCUUUACAUGAAGCUAAAGAACUCAUUCUUAGUGUAACAGGAGAGAUGGAUGCGACUUCAUCACAUUUAUUAGACAGAUUGGGAAAAACACCAAGUCCGACUCCAAUGCGGGACUUAUUAACUCCAAGUCCUACGCCAACAGCUGAUUUAUUAGGGUGCGAUGAUCUCCAACCUCCCGUUAACUCUCAAACGUCGAGUGUUUUUGAACAACAAUCCAAUAUUAUUGACCUUCCUUCAGGAUCAAAACCAGAAAGACCAAAAUUUCCUCCGAAAAUUGAUUUUCUUAUGGAUGAUUUACUAGAAGAUGUUCCUAUCAACGAAGGCAUACGGCCUGAAGAGAGUUUAGAGAAAAGUAGAACCCCGUCGAUCACAGAAAAUUCACCAUUACCUGAAGGAUCAAAACCAUCUUCAAGAAAAUCUUCAAAUGAAUUUAUUCUACCAGUAAGAAGAUUAUCUCAUGAUGUAACAGAAUCCAGAAAAAUAAUGCCUGAUUUAAGUAAAAUAGCAGAUCGUAGGAAGUCAGACAUAGGUCAUUUCGCACCGAUAUUACCUUCAAGAAAACCAACCAGCCAAAGCGAUCAAUCACUACUCGAAAGUAAAUCUGAAAACAUAAUUCAAGAAAUCAAUGAGCCUGGAGAUAAAUCAUCUAAUGAAAUACUUGAAAAUACGCCAAAUUCUAAUUUAAUACCAACUGAAGAAAUUCCAGACCAAAAAGUAAAAGAAGAAACUAUUCCUACAGUAUCUGAAGAAAUAAAUAGUCAGUGGGAUGAAGAAAAAAAUGGAUUAGACUUUGAUUCUCAGCAACAAAUAAAAUCUUCUUGUCAAAUUGAAACGGAAACUCCAUCAUCGAAUGAUACUAAAUUAACACCAUCUGCAACAGACCUUUCACCAUUAGAAUUGACAGAGAAAGAAAAUUUAUCUUUUAAUGCCUUUUAUGUAAAUACAACAUUACCGACAUCUGAAUCAUUUCCUUCGUUUACUGAUGGAGAUGGAAUAGGAGAAGAGCACGUAGAUAUUAAUGCAUACGAUACAAAACCGAUACCACCAGUGCCCGAUCCAUCGCCUUUCCAAGAAGCACCUACUCAAGAAACUUCAUUUAACGCAGUAUUUGAAGCUUCCGAGCCAACAGUAACUCCUCCGUUUGAAGAUCAAAAACCGCAGCAAUUAGAUAACACACAACCAACUGUAAUUGCAACUGAGCUUGAGUCAUUCCCGAUAUCAACAGAGACUGAAAACCACGAUGCAUUCGAUGCAUUUGCUGCAAAGUUUGACGACUCUCAAAAUGAUUAUAAUGCAUCUGGAGGGGCAUUUGAUGCAUUUGGAAGUGUUUCGGUAGGAGCUUUAGAUGAUUCAACUGUGGGUUUUGGAAACGAGGACAACUUUGAUUCGUUUUUAUCAACUCAUCAAAUCCCCGCUGCACCACAGUCAACACCAGCUAAAGUUACGCGAAAUAAUUCCGGAGAAUCUUUAGAUGAAAAUGACUUCAACGUUUUUAUAAGACCUAAAACAGAAUUCGACAACACCGAUCAAUCCGCCGUGCCUUCAAUAGCUCCUCCGCCAAAAGUACCUAUAAGUUUGUUUCAAGAAGGAACGCCUUCUAGAUUCAAUCCAUUUGAUCAAGAGCCCAAUGAAACGAAUUAUACAAACCAAGCUACAUAUUCCCCUCAAACUAUUCCUCAACGAACUGAUUCUCAAGAGACGCCUCCAAGUCCAUUAUUUGAUGAAGAUGUAUCUCAACCCCUUGAAGAAUUUCCAAGAGUCAAUUACAAUGGCGAUGGCUGGGCAAUGGAAUUAAGACAACCAAAUAAGAAAAAAAUCACUGCUCACCGAUUUUGGAAAAAAAUAUUUGUCAAAAUCACAUACCAGGGAGAAAAUCCUGUCCUACAAUUGUAUAACACUAAAGAUGAUAAAGAUCCAUUCCAAGAAUUACCAUUGCAGCCCAGUUAUUCCGUAUCUGAUAUUGGAGCCCAACAAUAUGACCAAUAUGGUAAAAUAUUUACCGUUAAACUGUUAUAUAUAUUCUAUAAAGAGAAAGCAGGAUUUAGGCCUGGUCAAGUUACAAAAGCCGAGAGGCUAACUAACAAACUGAGUCAAUUUGCAGCUUAUGCUAUUCAGGGUGAUUAUCAAGGUGUAAAAGAAUUUGGUAGUGAUUUGAAGAAAUUAGGAUUGCCCGUUGAACACGGAGCUCAAACAACGACACUGUUAAAAUUGGGAAGUCAUAAUUAUGAAGACAUGAAACAGUUUAGUAUUUGUAUCGAAGAAGCCUUAUUCAAGCUUUCUGCUCAUCGUGAUAGAGCAUUGAACUAUAAAGUAGAAGACGUGCAAAUCACUGCUAUUGAUGAACUAUUUGUUGACCAAAAUUCACAAGGAUCGGUACUAAAACAAAUCGCACGAGUCCGUUUGUUCUUCUUAGCGUUCAUGUGUGGAAUGCCCGAUGUUGAGCUGGGUGUAAAUGAUUUAGUUCGACAAGGCAAAGAAGUGGUCGGCCGUCACGACAUCAUUCCGGUAGUUACUGAAGAAUGGAUUCGAUUAGAAGGGGUUGAAUUCCACAAUUGUGUUCAACAAGAUGAAUAUGAGAGGACAAGAACUAUAAAAUUUAAGCCUCCGGACGCUUGUUACAUCGAACUAAUGAGAUUUAGAGUCAGACCACCCAAAAACCGUGAGCUUCCAUUACAAUUAAAAACAACAAUGUGCAUAACGGGAAAUAAAGUCGAACUAAAAGGAGAUGUUCUCGUGCCAGGAUUCACAAGCAGGAAAUUGGGACAAGUGCCGUGUGAAGACGUAGCGAUAAGAUUUCCCAUACCGGAAUGUUGGAUAUAUCUAUUCAGAGUAGAGAAGCACUUUAGAUAUGGAUCUGUGAAAUCUGCACACAGAAGGACGGGCAAAGUAAAAGGUAUCGACCGAUUUCUCGGAACAAUGGACAAUCUCGAACCUCAUUUGAUUGAAGUGACAUCUGGCGAGGCAAAGUACGAACAUCACCACAGAGCUGUAGUAUGGAGAAUGCCGAGAUUGCCAAAAGAAGGACAGGGCGCGUACACUACACACAAUCUCGUGUGCCGUAUGACGUUAACGUCGUACGACCAAGUUCCUGAGGAGCUUGAUAAAUAUUGUUAUGUUGAGUUCACGAUGCCGACGACUCAGGUGUCACACACCACCGUUAGGUCGGUAUCAAUUGUAAACAGCGAGAAAGAUUCGCCACCUGAAAAAUACCUAAGACUGAUGGCCAGGCAUGAGUACAGGGUGGAAAUCGAACACAUACACGGGCAGAUCGAAGAAAACCCAUACCUAGCAGCGACUGCAAUGCCCAGAGCCACACAACAAUCGUCAGAAACUAAACCACCACCGCCUCCUGCAUCUGACAGUGAUUCUUCUUCUUAAAUAAUAUACCAUUUAAAUAAUGAAUGCUAUAAUGCUUUAUAAUAAAUUGUUAUAACGUUAUACCAUUCGUUGACAUUCAAUAUUAGAUUGUGAUCUCUUCCUCUAAAGUUAGAUUAACUCAACAAUUAUUGUUAAAAAUACAUAUUUUAUGUAAUGACGUAAUGUACAUAAUUAAUUUAGUUUAGAUUGAUUUAACGUAUUAUCGUAUACUCUGAUACGAUAUUAUCACGAAAAGCACAUUAAAUAAAAAUAUCCAAAUUCGGAUGCAAGCUGAAUAAAUGACUACUUAAUACAUAUAAUAUAUUUAUAUUUCAACUUGACGUCGAAUCUGAAAUUUAAUGACUGUGCCGUACUUUACAAAUAAAAAAUUAGACGUUUUCAUGGGCAAACAAUUUUUUUUUGUUUUUUGUUAGUGGGCUUUUACGAUGUCGAGUUUAUAAGAUGACAAUAAUACGCGUCGAUAUCAUUUUACGAUAUAUUCCUAAAACAUUUUUUACGCUCAUUUAAAAUGCUUGGGGUGUCUCAUUAUUUUUACUAUAGUGACUUUUUAUAUUAGCUGUAAUGAAUACGUGUUAUUUUUCUCAUAUUUUGCCCGUGUCGUACAUGUGCCAUAAUAAUUAUUUUGUCAUAGGUUGUACGUAGGUAACAAUAAUACAUAAAAAAAUCUAUGUUUAUGUUCACCGAA